AGAGUUUAAUCACGUGACAGUCGCUAAAGCAACAUGGCGGAUGCUCGUAGGAUGACCGUAGACGGAGGAGAAACGCUGCGAUAUGCUGAAUAUACUUCAAAAACAAAUGUCAGGAGCGAUGCCGGUAUAGAUUCACGGCUGGGAGGGGCUCUGAUUGCAGUUGGUCUUGGUGUGGCUGCUGCAGGUUUUGCAGGCCGCUAUGCAUUCCAGCUGUGGAAGCCUCUUGGACAAGUCUUCGCUGAAACUGUCAGGAAGGUGCCCACAUACGGCGCUUUCUCACCAUAUUACAAAGGAGGUUUUGAGGGGAAGAUGUCCAAACGAGAGGCCAGCCUUGUUCUUGGCAUCAGCGCAACCAGCACUAAACUCAAGGUACGCGAUGCACACCGGAAGAUCAUGGUUCUGAAUCAUCCAGAUAAAGGUGGGUCACCGUAUCUCGCUGCUAAGAUCAACGAGGCCAAAGACCUUUUUGACAAGGAGAACCGGCAUUGAACUGCAGAUUUAACGAACACUUUAAAGACUUCAAUCAUCUGGUGUAGGUGCUCCAUCAACAUCGAGGCUCCGCUUCUGGAAGCAAACAUAUACAUUCAUCAUGACAGUUUUCUUCUUAACUUAUCUCCAACCUAAUGUUUUAACAUAAUGAAUAUAUAAAUACAUAUGUAAAUUAAAAGUGAAGGAGAUUGCCUUGAAGGGACUUGAAAGUGAAUUUGUAUAUAAGUAAAGGCAUAGGUGGGUCAACUGCAUCAACCACAACAUUUUGUAUAGAGUUGUUUCUUUUGAAAGAACAAGAUAAAUAUACAAUACUUUAAUUCCAUUUUUAAACAGUUGAUGUGAACAUUCUUUUUUUUUUUUUUAAAUAAACUUGAUAUUAUAAUCCAA
Notothenia coriiceps (black rockcod) is the source of this 876-nucleotide messenger RNA. RefSeq names its product DnaJ (Hsp40) homolog, subfamily C, member 15 (gene dnajc15). Gene Ontology annotation, biological process: protein import into mitochondrial matrix. Lineage: Eukaryota; Metazoa; Chordata; Actinopteri; Perciformes; Nototheniidae. The coding region runs from base 34 to 489 and encodes 151 amino acids. Gene Ontology annotation, cellular component: PAM complex, Tim23 associated import motor. The transcript has 6 exons. Gene Ontology annotation, molecular function: ATPase activator activity. The record is from RefSeq and is a predicted model, not a curated record.